Messenger RNA from Hemisphaericaspora subhashii, 1131 nucleotides. Its product is annotated as S8 family peptidase. The transcript has a single exon. Gene Ontology annotation, molecular function: serine-type endopeptidase activity. NCBI's taxonomy places the organism in Eukaryota, Fungi, Ascomycota, Pichiomycetes, Serinales, Debaryomycetaceae. The coding region runs from base 1 to 1131 and encodes 376 amino acids. Gene Ontology annotation, biological process: proteolysis. The record is from RefSeq and is a predicted model, not a curated record.
AUGCCCUAUCUAGUGUCCCUCAAAAACUCAGUAAGUUUGGACUCGUUUAUGAACUACGAUCUCACGUAUCCAAAAUCACUUCAAGUUCAACAACUAAUCAGUAAUUCCUUUUCAUUUGGUAAUUUUAAUGCAUUCGCGGGUAGUUUCUCCAAAGAAAUAAUAGAUAGAUUAAAACGAUGUCCACUCGUGGCAGAAGUUACUCCAGAUAUUAUGUUGAAAGCUUAUGAAAUCUUCAAACAAGAUGAUGCACCCAGACAUUUGGCAAGAUUGAGCCGUAAGAAACGAUUGAAUCCACAUAGAAAUUAUUCUUAUUAUUUCGAUAGUAACUAUAUUGGAAUGCAAGUCAAUGCGUACGUUCUAGAUUCUGGAGUUCAGAUAUAUCAUCCCGAAUUCGAGGGGCGAGCAAUUCAUGGACGAGAUUUCACACGUGAUGGACCAGGAGAUGUAAACGGACACGGUACACAUGUUGCUGGUAUUAUUGGAUCAAGAACUUAUGGUGUUGCAAAAAAUGUACAAAUUGUUGAAGUGAAGGCUUUGAAUGAUAAAGGUGCUGGUUCUUUAAGUACGAUAAUUGCUGCUAUUGAAUUUGCAGCCAAUCAUAGACUUCAAUCUGGUAGAAUGGGAGUUGCAAACUUAUCCCUAGGUGCAUAUAAAAAUGCAAUGUUAAAUAGUGCCAUUGAAAAAGCAGUUAGAACUGGCUUGGUAAUUGUUGCAGCUGCUGGAAAUUCUAAUAUAGAUGCAUGUUUAACUAGUCCCGCGAGUUCUGGUGCUGCUAUCACAGUGGGUGCCAUAGAUGAUUUCAAUGAUUCCCUAGCAAAUUUUUCCAAUUUUGGAGAAUGCGUUGACGUGUUUUCAAGCGGAGCCUAUGUUGAAAGUAUAAACAUCAAAGAUUCUUCUAAACCACUGAUACUUUCCGGUACUUCAAUGUCGGCCCCAAUAGUAACCGGACUAGUAGCAAAUUUACUUAGUGAAGGUAUCCCACCCCAUCUUAUCAAAGAAACUUUAAUGAAGAGGUCAGUGAAAAAUAGAAUGCAUCUAACUGCUUUACAUCUCAAAAAGCGAACUCCCAAUAGAAUAGCUUACACAGGCAUUGAAUAUGAAGAGAGUAAAGCUGAAAUAAAAUCUGUAUAG